GGUCCUUUCAUUUCCAGUUCAUGUUCACUCUUCUUCUCAAAUCCUAAGCCAUGAGUUCCUCCGCCGACCCGAAGCUCCCUCAAGACGUCGUCCUCGUCGAGAUCCUGAAGCGACUGCCGGUGGAAUCUCUGCUCCGAUUCAGGUGCGUUUCCCGAUCAUGGCGUUCCACCAUCGAUGACCCACGUUUCGUGGCCCUCCACUUGAACCACUCCGCUCACGAUGCCUCCAAGCGGUAUCUCCUGCGUCUAGAUUUGUGGCAUCCUGUCCACAGGCCGUGCUCUCUGUUUCCCAAUCUGCCUCUUGCUCUGCCUUCCCACUCACAAAUCGAAAUUCCGUUCGUUAAUCCUCUCAACCGUUACAGUCUUGUUGGUUCGUGUAAUGGUUCCAUCUGCGUCAAAGAGUAUCCCAGAAAGUAUUCUGGAAAUGACGGUGGUCGGACGAUGUAUUUGUGGAAUUUAUUCACCAGAAAGCACAAGGCGGUUCCACGACCCGGUCCGCGUCAUCGCUUUCCUUCGACUGCUGAAGCUCUAGGGUUUGGCUUCGACGCUAGGUCGAACGACUAUAAGAUUCUGAGGAUUCUCUAUUUUUUAGAUAACAACGAUCGAUGGCUUGGUGGGACAAUGCCUCAAGUCCGGAUUUAUUCGCUCAGUACAGAUUCCUGGAGAAGUUUGGAGUGUGAGGUUCCUGCUUUCUGCGGCUACAGACUCGCGGUCUUCUUGAAUGGGAAUCUGCACUGGUUUGCUUCCAAGGUCAAUGAUCUGGGGGAGGAUGUUGGAUACGGACCCAUAGUCCUAUUUGAUGUUGCAGGUGAGGUGUUUGAUGAAAUGGCUCCACCGCUGGUAGAGAUUUCUCAAUUAGACACUGUCGAUUUAAUGAUGUCUGUGGCAGUACUAAAUGACUUGCUAGCUGUGUUUGUUAGUCUCUUGGACAUAGCUGGGGAUUGGCAUUCCGUUUGUUCUGUUAGGGUUAUGAGGGAGUACGGCGUGACUGAGUCUUGGAUUAAGCUGUAUUCUUUUGAGGCUUGGGGAGGAAUAUCGCACUUUGACGGUUUCAUGAGGAAUGGCGAGCUUGUAAUGGUAAUAGAUGAUGAAGAACGAGUUUCUUGGAAUCCAAUCAUGGGACAGUACACAAAUCUGCCACUACCGACAUACUGUCAUUUGGUCAAUGUCGUAGAAAGCCUCGUUUCGCCUCAGAGAUGACUCCGAUUGCUGCUACAUUUUUUGAUAGGACAUAUUGAUUCUACUUGCAGAAGAGUUGAAAGGGAUAUUUGGACUUAGAAGCAAUGAUUUUAUUCAUGUCCGCUCCGGCGACAAAUCGACAGGCAGAAGGAGUGAGGUGGUGUGCCCAUCUGUUUUGGUACUUCUUGCAAGCUUUAGAAUGCAUAUUUUGAGUUUUCCUUUAGAGAGUCUUUAGACUAGGCAAAGUGUGCAUUCUCUUUACAAUUUGCACCGUGAGAACUCUGCAUUUUAGUACUGCAAAUCAAAACCCCAAAAACGAAAUUGAAUCUGAUUUUGCUAAGAAACUCCCCGGAAUCGCAUAUUCAUAUGCAUAUGCAUAGUCAUGAGCUCUCUCUUUCCUGAGAAGCAAUGGCGGGCGAAGGGAUUGAGAUGGCCAGAGCUAGCAUCAACAGCGGUCAGAACUCAACAGGGUUUUGGCUCUUAUCCUCCUUAUCUGUGAAAGGUAAGCGUGGUUUUGAGCAGAGAGUGUGAUAGUGAUUUUAACAGGAAGGAGGAGACGAGGAGGAAAUGGACAAACAAAGCAUGCAAUAUGUUGGGAUAAAGCUAAACAAACGCUUACAUACUUGUAAAUAAAAGACAAGUGCAUACAAACGUGCCAUAAAUAGCACAAAUAAGCUGUUUAAAAUGAA
This is a messenger RNA of Rhodamnia argentea, 1867 nucleotides long. RefSeq names its product F-box protein At3g07870-like. Bases 51 to 1199 code for a protein of 382 amino acids. NCBI's taxonomy places the organism in Eukaryota, Viridiplantae, Streptophyta, Magnoliopsida, Myrtales, Myrtaceae. The record is from RefSeq and is a predicted model, not a curated record. The transcript has 2 exons. Gene Ontology annotation, molecular function: protein binding.